This is a messenger RNA of Salvia miltiorrhiza (redroot sage), 792 nucleotides long. Its product is annotated as pentatricopeptide repeat-containing protein At1g09900-like. Gene Ontology annotation, molecular function: protein binding. The transcript has a single exon. Bases 1 to 792 code for a protein of 263 amino acids. The record is from RefSeq and is a predicted model, not a curated record. NCBI's taxonomy places the organism in Eukaryota, Viridiplantae, Streptophyta, Magnoliopsida, Lamiales, Lamiaceae.
AUGGAUGAAGCCGGACGCAUUUUCCAAUUGGCAAAGAAUUUUGGAAUCAAGCCCAAUAUCAUAAGCUACAAUAGCUUGAUGAAUGGAUAUUGCAAAAAGGGGCAAGUCGAUGAAGUUUCACGACUUACUAUAAUUCCCGCAAAAAGGUUAGAAAGCGAUGUGGUUUCUUAUAACAUAAUGCUAGAGGCCUUAUUUCGAGAAGGCAAAUGCGAAGAUGGCUUGAAGCUGCUCAAAGAGAUGGAAGCUCUUCAAAUAUCUCCUAAUAUAAAGACUUACAAUAUCUUGUUGGAUGGUUUGUGCGGAGCUCAUCGUAUUGCUGAUGCAUUUUCGAUGUUGCAUACCAUGAAAGAUAAAAGCAUCAUUUCAAACAUUGUGACUUAUACUAUCCUUAUUGAGGGAUUAUGUGAUGAUAAUAAAGUCACACAAGCAAAGGAUCUAUUUGACGAGCUUCCAUCCAAAGGUAUGCAGCCCGACGUCAUAACAUAUAAUAUUCUCAUUGGUGCACUUUGCGAGGAAGGGCAGACAGUGGAUGCUAAGGAUUUAAUGGCGCAAAUGGCAAACAAUGGUUGCUUGCCUAAUAGUGUGACGUACAAUGUCUUUGUUCAAGGUCUUCUCAAAAGGAACAAGACGUGUGAUGCAAUUCCACUGUUGGAAGAGAUGGAUGCAAGGGGUUUCACACUUGACAAAACUAUGUUUUCGAUGUCGAUUGAACCUGUGGUAAAGGAAGGUAGAGAUAGUGUUCUAUUUGAUAAGAUUAAGAAACUUGUACCAAAGGACCUCUAUUCUAGAUAG